AUGUUUAACCCGACUCCUUCGCUCUCAGCGAUGGUAGUGAACAAGUACAAGCUUAGGAGCAACAUCAAAAGCUUCAACCUUGGUGGGAUGGGUUGUAGCGCAGGCAUAAUAGCCAUCGAUCUUGCUAAGGACUUGUUGCAAGUUCAUAAGAACACUUAUGCUCUUGUGGUGAGCACAGAGAAUCUCAGCCGCAACAUGUACAUUGGGGAUAACAGAUCUAUGCUUGUCACCAACUGCUUGUUCCGUGUUGGUGGAGCAGCGAUCUUGCUCUCCAACAAGUCCAAAGACCGAAGGCGUUCCAAGUACAAGCUGGUUCAUACGGUACGGACACAUACCGGAGCUGAUGACAAAUCUUUUAGAUGUGUGCAGCAAGAAGAUGAUGUUAAGGGCAAAACAGGAGUCUCUUUAACCAAAGAUAUAACCUCUGUUGCGUCAAGAACCAUUACCAAAAACAUUGCCACUUUGGGUCCGUUGGUUCUUCCCGUGAGCGAAAAGUUUCUUUUUCUCAAAACUUAUAUCCACAAGAAAUUCUUUGACGACAGGAUUAAGCAUUACGUCUCGGAUUUUAAGCGUGCCAUUGAUCAUUUUUGUAUCCACGCUGGUGGGAGAGCUUUGAUCGAUGAGCUUGAGAAGAACUUGGGGCUAUCACCAAUAGACGUGGAGCCGUCGAGAUCAACUUUGCAUAGGUUUGGUAAUACUUCUGCGAGCUCUGUUUGGUAUGAGUUGGCUUACACGGAGGCUAAAGGGAGGAUGAAGAAAGGUAACAAAGCUUGGCAGAUUGCUUUAGGGUCAGGGUUUAAGUGUAACAGUGCGGUUUGGUUGGCUCUACGCAAUGUCGAACCUUCGGUUAAUAGUCGGUGGGAACAUUGCAUUGCCAAAUACCCGGUUAAGCUUGAUCUCUGA
Arabis nemorensis is the source of this 903-nucleotide messenger RNA. NCBI's taxonomy places the organism in Eukaryota, Viridiplantae, Streptophyta, Magnoliopsida, Brassicales, Brassicaceae. The record is from the annotation of a GenBank genome assembly.